AUGCUGAGAUUCGUACAACACUCACAUGUGCUCAAGAGCAGAGUUUCGAACCAAAUUGUGUCGGCCAGCGCAAGGUCGCCUUUCCAUCAUUCGCUGCGGCUGAAUUCAGCCGUGGCAAUGGAACGCUCGCCAUCGCAGGAAGCGGCUGCUGCUGCUGCCGCUAACACUCCUCCACAGGCCGCCAAGGCUGUGGAAAAGGUACGCGCCAUGCGUAGGAACAUCAAGAUUGACAAGCAGCUAUCAGCCGCUCCAGAUUCACCAUGGUUCCAUAAGGUUUGUGCGUUCGAAGACUGCGUAGCACAGACACUGUAUUUGUCACAAACACCACGCAAACGGAACAAUAACAAUAACGGAAACGCAGGCUCCAGACGCACACAGGCAUCUCUGGGUAGUGGCAAUACCAACCCACUUUUCUGGGACUCUAUAGGUCGGGCUAUGGGGCUAUACCGUGAACUUCUGGGUACUCCAGAGCUCAACAGUGACCGGGUUUCGAAACUAGUGCAUCUCUUACACAACGGACUGCGUGCGAACAGAAACCAGCUGACGCGAAUGAACAAAAAGCCCGAUUAUGACUCUCAGUCCUUCCACAAGGAGAUGACCAACUACCUGUGUGAGUCGCUGCGCGAGAUAUCUCAAGAUGCGUUGUCUGGCAAGGUUGAGCUCAAUGAGUAUGGUGCAAUGCAUCUAAUCACCGCUUUCAAAGAGCUGCUUUUACUUGAAGAAGCCGUCAGUAUAUGGCGCUCUGCUAUUAACGGAAGCAACACGUACACCGCAAACAUUUUCUUGAAUCCUAGGGUGGUCGGUGUGGUACUUCCAAUUCUUUAUGACAACGGAGUAACAUACUCAGAAAUUCAAGACCUUUACGAAAAAUCCUCAGCUAUGAUAUCUUAUUUCCACCCCAAUCUCUCUGUGGGUAUGAUUCGUGCGUCUUUGAGUGCGGGCGAAAAUGAAAUGGCCCUCAACCUAUUUCAAAAGCUUUGCGAGGAAUCGAGCGAGAUGAAAUAUGGCUAUUUGAUAGAAACACACCUCUCUUUUAUUGGGGAAUGUAAGGACCUUUCUAUCUCUCAAGCAUUUUUCGACAAAGCCUUAAACAAUGAAAUGCCAUACAGGAUUGAUCUCCAGGUUUCUUACGUCAAGUCGUUUUUGCGCAACAUAUGGUCUCAAACUCGAGACUUUCAAAAAGUAUAUGAAAUUUGGUACAAAUCAUCAGUGCACUACGGCCGUGAUGUGAACCAUGGAAUCUCCUCAUCAUUGAAUGACACAUUUUUCGAUAUCUUUUUCGAGAACUUCUCCCAAGACAAGCUCACCGGAUUGCAGCAGCUACAAGAGAUAAUCUCCACCUAUAACGACAUCAAACCUAUUGACGAGCCAUUCUUUAACAUUAUUCUUGCCAAGUGCACUGUCUGGAAAGAUCGUCAAAUUAUCGAAUCUAUCGAUAAAGCUUACGAUCUUUACCAGACCCCCAGAACCAUUGUUGCUUACCGUAUUCUCUUGAAGUCCAUGGGAUCCGUUCAGGUGACAAAUCAAGAGAUCUUCCAACGUUGGUGUAACUUGGUAUCCAAGUCCGAUGAAAUCGGCCAAUCCUUCAUCGCCAAUGCCGAUUGGGCCGCUUUGAGGGAUGCUACUGUCACAUGGACUCAAAACAACGAAUCCCAACCAUCACCAGAAGAACUUUACGGGAGCGACGGUUUCGGCGCUGCCAUGCAAGCAGCUAACGCAUCUGGCGCCUUUGACGAUAUUCCACAACAAACAACACCACACAUUCACCAACAAGAAAAGCUGGAAAGCCGUUUGGAUCUUUACAUGAAGAUUGUCAAACGUUACAGCAUCUUUUGCCGUGAUUCCCGCCAGCUUUCACGCUUGACAUCAGGUACUGCUGUGAAAUACCCAGUGUUACAGCAAGCCCUAUCCAAAUUUAACACUUUGGAUGUCAACGACGUCUAUAUUCCUCAAUUCCACAAUUUGAGACCUCAGAACUGA
Messenger RNA from Lachancea sp. 'fantastica', 1980 nucleotides. Lineage: Eukaryota; Fungi; Ascomycota; Saccharomycetes; Saccharomycetales; Saccharomycetaceae. The record is from the annotation of a GenBank genome assembly.